AACCUCGCACCACUCAUCGCAUCUGUUUUCUAAUCCAAAACACACUCAUCAUGGUUGCUCCAAAGCUCCUCCUAGGGUUGUUUCUGUGCCUCCUUGGCACCACCGCUCUCGCCACCACCCGUUCGCCCCGCCUCGGCGGCACUGAGAGGUGCAGCCUCCAGCGGCUCACCGCCAGCCAACCUUCUCAACGCUACGAAUACGAAGGUGGCUCGAUUGAACUAUGGAAUGUAUAUGAAGACCAGUUUCAGUGUGUUGGAGUUGAGCCGGUGAGGAAGACGAUACAUCCCAACUCCCUCUCACUUCCUAGCUUCCAUCCAUACCCUCGCCUUGUCUUCAUCGAACAAGGCCAAGGGAUCAUCGGAAUUCACUUCCCGGGAUGUGCAGAAACAUAUGACACGGGAGUACAACAGCAGCAGCAGCAACAGCAACAACAACAACAACAAGGACCACGCCGGAUGGGCGAAUUCCAACAAGAAGAUUCUCACCAGAAAGUACACCGUUUCUAUCCCGGAGACAUUAUCGCCAUUCCGGCAGGUGCUGUUCACUGGACCUACAACGACGGCAACCAAGAUGUGGUGGCUGUGGCCAUUAGAGACCUCAACAACCCCGCCAACCAACUCGACAUGCAACCCAGGCCAUUUUACCUAGCCGGAGGAUCUGCAAGCCAAAGCAGUACUCCAUGGCAGCAAGGAAAGGGAUCACAGCAGCAAGGAAGCUUUAACUUCCAGAACAUUUUCAGCGGAUUCGACACCGAAUUACUGGCGGAGGCUUUCAACUCCGACCCACAAAUCGUGAGGGCGAUGCAGGAAUCCCGCAACCGUGGGCUCAUUGUUACAGUCCAGCAACCGAUGCAAUUCGUCACUCCCGACGAACAACAGCAAGGACAAUCUCGUCAACAACAAGCAGGAAGAGGAGGAGGAUUGAACGGCCUCGAAGAAACCAUUUGCAGUGCAAAGCUUCUUUACAACUUGGACAGCCAGAGAGAGGCCGACGUCUAUUCCCGCCAAGCUGGAAAGCUCAACUACGUCAACCAACACAAACUACCCGUCCUUUCGUACUUGGAUCUGAGUGCCGAAAAAGGAUACCUCCAACCGAAUGCUUUGUUCUCACCACACUGGGCGGUAAACAAUCACGCCAUCCUGUACGUGCUCCGUGGCAAUGCUCGGGUCCAGAUCGUGUCAAACAGCGGUCAAACGGUGUUGGACCAACAGGUGAACCGAGGUGACAUCGUGGUGGUUCCACAGUUCUUUGCUACAACGGCUCAAGCUGGAGAAAGUGGGUUCGAGUGGGUGGCAUUCAAGACGAACCGAUCUCCAAUGAAGAGCCCGGUAGCAGGAUACACAUCGGUGUUCCGAGCCCUGCCUCUUGAAGUCAUCACAAACGCAUAUCAAAUCUCACCAAGCCAAGCCCAGAACUUGAAAACCAACAGGGAAACCGAAAGCAUGCUGUUCUCUCCUCAGUGGACCAGCCAAAGGUCUUAGAAGUGUUGUAUAUAUGCCAGAACGAUGUGAAGAGGUGGAAAAAGGGAGUCUUUUUUCCUUGUUCGUUUGUACGAGAAUAAAUAUGUAUCAAAUAAGGUGGUAACUAGGCAUCGACUACUGUUUUUCAAUGGAUAAAUAAAGAUUUACCUUUUAAUUA
Molecule: messenger RNA, 1638 nt
Organism: Cynara cardunculus var. scolymus (artichoke)
Lineage: Eukaryota; Viridiplantae; Streptophyta; Magnoliopsida; Asterales; Asteraceae
Product: 11S globulin seed storage protein 2-like
Exons: 4
Coding region: 51-1481 (476 amino acids)
Molecular function (GO): nutrient reservoir activity
Source: RefSeq, a predicted model, not a curated record